CAGGCAAAGGGAUGAUUCGGAGAGCACCAACCGCUAUGACUGUGAUGGUUCCCCCGGUGUCUAUAAAAAGUAGGCACCCUACUUCUCAUCUUUCCUCAACAACCCGUACCAACAUUCGAAUAGCUAUUACAUACACGACUUUUCCACCAGCCACAGCUUCAAAGAAACCACUAUCCGUGAUGAAAACCUAUCUCAUUCUCAUCACUACUCUCCUCUCUACCGCCUUCGGUCUUCCGAACGAAAAUCAUCAUCAUGGUUUUGCACCUGAUACUCCAAUACCUGAUAGCGUCCCACCCACGGCUAGCCCUACUCCGAAUAUCUCCAGUUCCGAGAUGCUACCACUGGGAAAGAGGCAAGAUGACAAGGAAAAACACGUGAACUAUAUUGCGCACUGCCGGUCAGGGCCGAGAAUAGUCUUCUACGCCGACUUCAGCAAAUCGUACGACUGGACGAACCAUCCGACCUUCUUCGAAACUUAUAUCUACGGUGGUGAAACCUUCCAGUUAGCAGAAGGCUCUGGGCAUCAGGACUCUGGCUUCCAUGCCGACUUCAGAGACUUAGCCUGGCAAUGGUACAAAAAGGAUGCAGCGGUUCCGGUGGGGUCCGCCAAGGAUCGCGACGGAGACUUAGAUUGCUACAAGGAUACCGGGCGGUUAUUGUUCGCCGAGGCCCAGCCCAAUGGCGGAGAAAUAUGUGAAGCGAGGUAUUUCUGCUGGCAGAAAAGUCGAGGAACUGUGAGAUUGGUUUCUGUGUGCAGGCUAAGAAGGAAUUUUAAGCGUUCUAACGAUGAGCAGCCUAAAACAACCAAGCCGGGCAUUGUAUCCGUUCCUCUAUACGAUAACGUUGUUUGAUUCUUCCAUGUAUCGUGGUGCUCGACCUGAAUACUUUGGGUGGGGGGGGGCUUUUCUUACUCUAUCUUUGUCGUUGGGAUGGUUUGCAUUGUACUUUUCUUUCGUAGGGUUUCAUCCUAUUGCAGCUCUGAAGAUGCAUUUGGUUCAGCAGUACGCCAGGUCCUGUGU
Mytilinidion resinicola is the source of this 1019-nucleotide messenger RNA. RefSeq lists its product as uncharacterized. The transcript has a single exon. The record is from RefSeq and is a predicted model, not a curated record. NCBI's taxonomy places the organism in Eukaryota, Fungi, Ascomycota, Dothideomycetes, Mytilinidiales, Mytilinidiaceae. The coding region runs from base 12 to 851 and encodes 279 amino acids.